Molecule: messenger RNA, 1801 nt
Organism: Apus apus (common swift)
Lineage: Eukaryota; Metazoa; Chordata; Aves; Apodiformes; Apodidae
Gene: TMEM59
Product: transmembrane protein 59
Exons: 8
Coding region: 24-1001 (325 amino acids)
Biological process (GO): positive regulation of autophagy
Cellular component (GO): lysosome; late endosome
Source: RefSeq, a predicted model, not a curated record
CGGCCGUCAGCGGGAGGAGCAAGAUGGCGGCGCGGCGGGGCGGCCUCCUCUGCCUGCCCCUCGCCCUGGCGCUGCUGGCGGGCAGCGGCAGCGCUCGGGGGGUCGGGCCGUUGCCCGUCGCCUCGUCCGAGGCCUUCGACUCCGUGCUGGGCAACACGGCGUCGUGUCACCGCGCCUGCCAGCUGACCUACUCCCUGCACACCUACCCCAAGGAGGAGGAGCUGUACGCGUGCCAGCGAGGCUGCAGGCUGUUUUCCAUUUGCCAGUUUGUGGACGAUGGCAUCGAUUUGAAUCGAACCAAAUUGGAAUGUGACUCCGCCUGCACUGAAGCAUACUCCCAAUCUGAUGAACAAUAUGCUUGCCAUCUUGGAUGCCAGAACCAGUUGCCAUUUGCUGAGUUAAGACAAGAGCAAUUAAUGUCCCUGAUGCCAAGAAUUCAUCUCCUCUUUCCUCUGACACUGGUGAGAUCAUUCUGGAGUGACAUGAUGGAUUCUGCUCAGAGCUUCAUAACAUCCUCAUGGACUUUCUACCUUCAAGCAGAUGAUGGCAAAAUUGUCAUAUUCCAGUCAAAGCCAGAAGUACAGUAUGUUCCACAGCUUGAUCAGGAAACUGGAGAUUCAAGAGGAUCCUUGUCACUGAGUAAAACAGCCUCAGACCUACGUCCAGGAAGUUCACAGACAUCCAGAGGACUUUUUGGAGGGCGAGAAAAUGACAGCUUUUUUAAGUGUCUUUCCAUAAAUUCCAGUUGGAUUUUAACUACUACACUCAUCCUGUCAGUAUUGGUGCUGCUUUGGAUUUGUUGCACAACUGUAGCUACAGCUGUAGAGCAGUAUGUUCCAUCUGAGAAGCUGAGCAUCUAUGGAGAUCUGGAAUACAUGAAUGAACAAAAACUGAACAGAUACCCAUCCUCUGCUCUUGUUGUGGUUAGAUGCAAGACUGAGGAACAUGAAGAAGCAGGACCUCUUCCUACAAAAGUCAAUCUGGCUCAAUCAGCAAUUUAAAUAAGUCUCCUUUGGAUCCAAUAGACUGAUUCUAGCAACUCCUGAUUUUAUUUUUUUUUUUGUGGUGGUUCUUCAGAUAAGCAGCUUAGCAGUCAGUCUUUAAAUGCAAAUAAAGUUACAGAAUCAACAAAGGUAAUGGGGGGGGGCUGUUGUUUUCAAUUAGUAGUGAAUUUAUAUUUGUUUCCAGACAUAAUCACUUCUCACCAAUGUUUAUGUGUCUUUUUGCUUACAGAAGCUGUAAGCAUGCUUUCCAUGCUUCCCCAGUGACACUUUCAAACUUGUUUGUGUGUUCUAGGAUGUAAUGUGUACAUUCAGAGGUAGCUUUGUAAAGGUGUAAGAACUUUUAAGUUGGCAGGAGAUGCCUUUUUAGUGUUGCACUUUCUGUUGUAGUUUAAGAGAAUAUAUUAUAAAAUUAUCUGUUGAAUUUUUCUACCUGCUAAUGUCCAUGCACAAACAACCCUGUCUCUAAAAAUAGAAAUAUAUUUUUUUCUACAGUGUGGCAGAGUCCAAGAUGGAAAAGCAUUUGUGAGGUACUGUAGGCUAGAGCUCAGUUUGUGAGAGAUGGAAACUGUUCAAAUUUACAGACCUGUGCCUUCAAACACAGAAUAGAGCACGGUCAAUUUUCUUGUCAAACUGCAGCCUUUAAGUCUGAAAUUGCUUGUAAAGUUAGCACCUGUGUUUUCUGAAGAAAUUCUGCUUUCUGUUCUUGAUCAACUAUUCUAGUCUUGUAACUUACAUUUACAGAAACGAGUUGAUUCAUGAGAAAUGAGAAGAGACAAAUAAAAUUGACUGUAUAAAAA